Messenger RNA from Rubroshorea leprosula, 2465 nucleotides. Lineage: Eukaryota; Viridiplantae; Streptophyta; Magnoliopsida; Malvales; Dipterocarpaceae. The record is from the annotation of a GenBank genome assembly.
AUGAGGUGGAUUGGGUUUCAUUACAAAACCCCACCGCCACCGCUACUCAAUACUGUACCCUCUUCCUCUCAUCCCAACGUUACCUUCUUCCCCUCCCUCGCUGUUCAGACUUCUCACCAAAAAUGACCACCAUCAACGAUAUCCACGACGCCCUACUUUCCAACGUCUUUGCUUCCAUCACCGACGUCCGCACCCGCAACUCCCUUGCCCUCGUCUGCCGAAGAUUCAUGGUUCUCGAAAGGUCCACGCGCGUCUCCAUCACGCUCCGUGGAAACGUGCGGGACCUCUAUAUGAUCCCCACCUGCUUCCGAUCCGUCACCCACUUGGACCUCUCCCUGCUCUCUCCUUGGGGUCACUCCCUUUUAUCCUCAUCUCCGGCUCAGCGCUUCGAUCCACACCUUCUCGCCCAACGCCUCCGAGUCGCCUUUCCGUCGGUCACUUCCUUGACCGUCUACGCCAGAUCACCGUCCACGAUCCAGAUUUUGCUCUCCCAGUGGCCGGGACUGAACCGCAUCAAGCUGGUGCGGUGGCACCGGCGGCUCUCCCAGUGGUAUAUCGGUGCGGACUUCGAUCCGUUGUUUGAGCAAUGUCAGAAUCUUGCUUGGCUUGAUUUAUCAAGUUUCUAUUACUGGACGGAAGAUCUCCCCCCUGUUCUGCAAAAGAACCCGAAGGUCUCGGGGUCGCUUGUUCACCUGAAUCUACUGACAACAUCUUUUGCUGAAGGGUUCAACUCUCAGGAGAUUGGGGAAAUCACGGCGGCUUGUCCUGGAUUGAAGAGAUUCAUGGUGGCGUGCAACUUUGACCCCAGGUACAUUGGGUCCGUGGGAGAUGAGACUUUGUUAGCAAUUUCCAGUAAUUGUUCCAAAUUGACGCUUUUGCACUUGGUGGAUACUUCGGCGCUGGCUGAUUCCAGAGGAAAUCCAGAGAGUGAAGGGUUCACCUCUGAGGAUGCUAGGAUAACUAGAGUUGGAUUGAUGGACUUCUUCUCUGCAACGCCUGUCUUGGAAGAAUUAGUGCUUGAUGUUUGCAGGAAUGUGAGGGAUAGUGGAUUGGCUUUGGAGGUGUUGAUUUCGAAAUGCAAAAAACUGAAGGCGCUCAAAUUAGGUCAGUUUCAUGGGAUUUGUAUGGCGAUUGAAUGGCAACUAGAUGGGGUUGCGUUGUGUGCGGGGCUGGAAGAGCUAUCCAUCAAGAAUUGUGCAGAUUUGACGGAUAUGGGGUUGAUAGCAAUUGGGAGAGGGUGCUGUAAACUGACCAAGUUCGAAGUUGAAGGGUGCAAGAGGAUAACCGAGAAGGGGAUGAGGACCAUGGCUAGUUUGCUUCAGAAGACAUUGGUUCAAGUCAAGAUUUCUUGCUGCAAGAAUUUAGAUGUGGCUGCAUCUUUGAGAUCUUUGGAGCCCAUUUGUGAUCGGAUCCAGAAGCUACAUAUUGAUUGUGUGUGGAAUGGAUUGGAGGAAACUGAGAAUUCUAAUCAUCUUCUCCAUGGUUUUGACCACAAUGAAAUGGAUGAAUCUGGUUCUUCUAGCUUAUCCGUAAAUGAGUAUGAGGAUAUGUGCAGAAAGAAAAGGAAAUACUCCUUGGAUGAAGAUUCUUCCAAUCUACAAUGCAAUGGCAAUGGAUUUUGGUGCAAGACAUGGGACAAGUUGCAGUACCUCUCUCUUUGGAUUGAAGUCGGCCAGGUUUUAACUCCAUUGCCAAUGGCAGGUCUUGAGGAUUGUCCUAAUCUGGAGGAGAUUUCCAUAAAGGUAGAAGGAGACUGCAGGGGGCGGCACAAGCCACAGCAACCUGAGUUUGGGCUGAACUGUCUUGCACGCUACCCACGACUUUCAAAGAUGCUAUUGGAUUGUGGCGAAACACUAGGUUAUGCUCUUACAGCACCUUCAGGCCAAAUGGAUCUCAGCCUGUGGGAGAGGUUUUUUCUCAAUGGCAUUGGGAAUUUGAGCCUCAACGAACUUGAUUAUUGGCCUCCGCAGGAUAGGGAUGUCAACCAGAGGAGUCUCUCGCUCCCUGCAGCUGCACUGCUGCCGGAAUGUCAAACGUUAAGAAAGCUGUUUAUCCAUGGCACAGCACAUGAACAUUUCAUGAUGUUCCUUCUUCGGAAUCCUAACCUGAGGGAUGUGCAGCUAAGAGAAGACUACUAUCCAGCACCUGAGAAUGACAUGAGUACAGAGAUGAGAGUGGAUUCCUGUAGUCGCUUUGAAGAUAGGCUUAACAGUCGACAUAUCCUCGAUUGACACAAGUAAACAAGAUAAAUUGUAAAAUGCUUGUCUAUUAAAACCUGAAUAACUAUCUGUCAGAGGCAAAAUCUGAGCUUCUGAUAUUUUGUUCAUGUUUAUGCUAAUUAUAAUUGUACCAUUUCAUAUUUGAUAACUUAAAAAGAUACCGAGGUAAGGACCGGAAAUGAACACUCGACUGAAUGCAAAAAUGGAAAAAGAUAGAAGUUUCGUUGAAUUGGUUGGUAGCUAAAA